This is a messenger RNA of Sorghum bicolor (sorghum), 2318 nucleotides long. Its product is annotated as cytochrome P450 734A2. The record is from RefSeq and is a predicted model, not a curated record. Lineage: Eukaryota; Viridiplantae; Streptophyta; Magnoliopsida; Poales; Poaceae. Gene Ontology annotation, molecular function: heme binding; oxidoreductase activity, acting on paired donors, with incorporation or reduction of molecular oxygen; monooxygenase activity. Gene Ontology annotation, biological process: brassinosteroid metabolic process; brassinosteroid homeostasis. The transcript has 5 exons. The coding region runs from base 174 to 1823 and encodes 549 amino acids.
ACAGAAGCCCCCGCCAUUACCACCACCCUUCCCUUCCGAAUCCUCUGUCCCUGCGUGCGUGGCACACAAAGCGCACGGCCAUUACCAGAAACCCAGCUCCGCCCCUGCUCGGUUCCAUUCCAAGAAGCAAGAAGCAAAGGGAGGAGGAGGAAGCAGAGACGACUCAGACUGCAAUGGGGGAGCCGGAGAUGGACGCGGGCGGCGCCGGGUGGCUGUCGUGGCGAGCGGCGGCGGUGGCCGUGGUGGCGUGGCUGGCGCUGCACGUGGCGGCGCGCGUGGCGGACGCGCUGUGGUGGCGGCCCCGUCGCCUGGAGGCGCACUUCGCGGCGCAGGGCGUUCGAGGCCCGCCGUACCGGUUCCUGCUGGGGUCCGUGAAGGAGAUGGUGGGGCUCAUGGCGGAGGCCUCGUCCAAGCCCAUGUCGCCGCCAACCUCCCACAACGCGCUGCCCCGCGUGCUCGCCUUCUACCACUACUGGCGGAAGAUCUACGGGCCGACCUUCUUGAUCUGGUUCGGGCCGACGCCGCGCCUGACGGUGGCGGAGCCGGAGCUGGUCCGCGAGAUCUUCCUCACGCGCGCGGAGGCGUUCGACCGCUACGAGGCGCACCCCGUCGUGCGCCAGCUCGAGGGCGACGGCCUCGUCAGCCUCCACGGCGACAAGUGGGCGCUCCACCGCCGCGUCCUCACCGACGCCUUCUACCCGGACAACAUCAACCGGCUGGUGCCCCACGUCGGCAGGUCGGUGGCGGCGCUGGCGGAGAAGUGGCGCGCCAUGGCGGCCGCCGCCGCGAGCGGCGAGGUGGAGGUGGACGUCGCGGAGUGGUUCCAGGCGGUCACCGAGGAGGCCAUCACGCGCGCCACCUUCGGCCGGAGCUACGACGACGGCCGCGUCGUGUUCGCCAUGCAGGGCCGCCUCAUGGCCUACGCCUCCGAGGCCUUCCGCAAGGUCCUCGUCCCCGGCUACCGGUUCUUGCCCACCAAGAAGAACUGGCAGUCGUGGAAGCUGGACAGGGAGAUACGGCGGAGCCUGACCCGUCUCAUCGCCCGGCGCAGCGACGAGGCCGAGGCCGAGGAGAAAGAGGAGGUUCAGGCGGCCAGCAGCCACUCCGGCGGCGCCUUCCGCGACCUUCUCGGCGCCAUGAUCAAUGCCGGCGAGAGGAAGAAGACCCCAACAGCGAUCCCGGUGGCGGACAUGCUGGAGGAAUGCAAGACGUUCUUCUUCGCCGGGAAGCAGACGACGACGAACCUCCUGGCCUGGGCCACCGUGCUCCUGGCCAUGCACCCGGAGUGGCAGGAGCGCGCCCGCCGCGAGGUCCUCGACGUCUGCGGCCCCGACGAGCUCCCCUCCAAGGAGCACCUCCCGAAGCUCAAGACGCUGGGCAUGAUCAUCAACGAGACGCUCCGCCUCUACCCGCCGGCGGUGGCGACGAUCCGGCGCGCCAAGACGGACGUCCGGCUCUCCGACGGGUGCCUGGUCCCGCGGGACACGGAGCUGCUCAUCCCGAUCAUGGCGAUCCACCACGACGCCAGGUUCUGGGGCCCCGACGCGACGCAGUUCAACCCGGCCAGGUUCGCCGGCGGCACGGCGAGGGCGGCGAAGCACCCGCUGGCGUUCGUCCCGUUCGGGCUGGGCUCCCGGAUGUGCAUCGGCCAGAACCUGGCGCGCCUUGAGGCCAAGCUCACCAUGGCCGUCCUGCUGCAGCGGUUCGAGAUGAAGGCGUCCCCGAACUACGUCCACGCGCCGACGGUGCUGAUGCUCCUCUACCCGCAGUACGGAGCGCCGGUGAUCUUCCGGCCACGAGGACCGCCGGCAGCCUCAUCAUAGCGCAGAUGGCAGAUGCUUCUUCUUCGCCUGUCUGUCGCGGGCAAGCAAGCCCCACAUUCUUUUGUCGCGAAAUUGGGCGGAAAAAUGCCUGCCGCAGCCCGCAGGUGUGUGUGUCUGCCGGGUGGCCGGACGAAAACCGUAGGACAUGUGCAGAAUGACCGAAAUACCCCUCUCCGCUGUGUAUAUGCAACAACAAGUGAUACUAGAAGCCAAGAAGCACUAACUUUUUGUCCUAGCCUGCCUCGGGGCCUACCCAGGUUGCCCGGAAAUGCCCUCGUUAACAGACCGGAUCAGGCCCAGCCUUUUCUUUUAAGAUUUGAUGACAAGCACAAUGAGAGGGGGAGGCCGGAGUACCGGACCCACACUCCUCCCCUGUUUUGUUCCUUGCCCCCGUCGUGGCGUCUGGUGUAUGUAUUUGUAUAGAGGUUUCUUAUUCCAUCUUCUUUUAGUAGAGACGAAAAUGCAAUGAAAAAAGAGAUUCAGAUGGCAGAGUAA